AAAGCACUCAGAGGGAUUUAUAUCACCUCUUAGUGAGUUUGCCUGCUCUGGAUCUCUCUGUCUCAUCCUGUUCUUUCUCUGUCUGAUCCUUACCCCUUCAUAGUAAACAGCAGCAAUGUCUUCAGUCAAAACCACUUCUUACACCAUCAGCGGUGGAAGCAUGAGUGGCGGCGGCAUGGGUGGAGGCAUGGGUGGAGGCAUGAAGAAGACCUUCUCUAGCAUGUCUGCCAGCGCAGCACCCAUGGGCAGCAGAAUGAGCUCUGUGUCAUUCCGUCGCUCCGGUGGUGGUGGUGGAUCUGGAGCAGGCUUCGGCUACAGCAUGGGCGGCGGUGGCUAUGGAGGAGGACUCGGAGGAGGUUACGGAGGAGGUUUCAGCAGUGGUGGAGGAUUCGGCAGUGGUGGAGGAUUCGGCAGUGGUGGAGGAUACGGUGGUGGUGCAGGAUACGGCGGUGGUGCAGGAUUCGGCGGUGGUGCAGGUUUCGGCGGCGGUGGUGCAGGAUUUGGUGGAGGAUUCCCUGGUGGUGUGGUACCCAUCACAGCUGUCACAGUCAACCAGAGCCUCCUAGCCCCACUGAACCUAGAAAUCGACCCCAACAUCCAAGUUGUCCGCACCCAGGAGAAAGAGCAGAUAAAGACCCUCAACAACCGCUUCGCUUCUUUCAUUGACAAGGUGCGUUUCCUGGAACAGCAGAACAAAGUACUUGAGACAAAAUGGAGUUUACUGCAGGACCAGACCACCACCCGCUCCAACAUCGACGCCAUGUUCGAGGCCUACAUUGCCAACCUGCGCAGACAGCUUGACGGACUUGGUAAUGAGAAGAUGAAGCUAGAUGGAGAGCUGAAGAACAUGCAGAACUUGGUAGAGGACUUCAAGAACAAAUAUGAAGAUGAAAUCAACAAGCGUGCCUCAGUGGAAAAUGAAUUUGUCCUGCUCAAGAAGGAUGUUGAUGCCGCAUACAUGAACAAGGUUGAGCUUGAGGCCAAGCUUGAUUCUCUUCAAGAUGAAAUCAACUUCCUCAGGGCCAUCUUUGAGGAGGAGCUGCGUGAACUCCAGUCACAGAUUAAAGACACAUCAGUCAUUGUUGAAAUGGACAACAGUCGCAACCUGGACAUGGAUUCCAUCGUUGCUGAGGUCCGUGCUCAGUAUGAGGACAUCGCCAACCGCAGCCGCGCUGAGGCCGAGUCGUGGUACAAACAGAAGUUCGAGGAGAUGCAGUCAUCUGCCGGCAAAUACGGGGAUGACCUUCGCAACACCAAGCAGGAGAUUGCUGAGCUCAACCGCAUGAUCAGCAGACUUCAGAAUGAAAUCGAAGCUGUCAAGGGACAACGUGCCAACCUGGAAUCUCAGAUCGCUGAGGCUGAGGAGCGUGGAGAACUGGCAGUGAAGGAUGCCAAGCUCCGCAUUAAGGACCUGGAAGAAGCCCUGCAAAGAGCAAAGCAGGAUAUGGCGCGCCAGGUGCGUGAGUACCAGGAGCUCAUGAAUGUCAAACUGGCCUUGGACAUUGAGAUCGCCACCUACAGGAAACUUCUGGAAGGAGAGGAGAGCAGGAUUGCUUCUGGUGGUGGCUCCGCAACCGUCCACAUCCAGCAGACAAGCAGCAGUGCCAGCGGUGGCGGCGGCGGUGGCUUCGGAUUCGGUGGUGGAGCCGGAUAUGGUGGUGGUUCUGGAUUCGGUGGUGGAUCCGGAUUCGGUGGUGGUUCUGGAUUCAGUGGUGGAUCCGGAUUCGGUGGUGGCAGUGGCUUCAGCAGUGGCAGCGGCUAUGGCUAUGGUGGUGGCUCAAGGAUGUCCAUUGGUGGCGGCGGCGGCGGCAGCCAAAUGUCCAUUUCCCGCUCUGUGGUUCAGAGCCAGCAGCGCCACAAGUAAACCAACAAUGUCCAGCCAGUUCCCCGCUCCCAAAUUUCACCUACCAUCCAGGCAACUCCUAUCUUUUUCACACUUCAAUGCUUCAUACCUUUUUGAUGUGUUUAAUCCCCAAAAACCACGGUGACCCAAAGAGACUCUCAUGUCAAAGUGUUAUAUCAGAAUGGCUUUUCACGCUCACGGUGUUGUCUUUGAUAUUUGUUUUUUCCUCUUUGCAUCGCUCCUCAUGCAGAGUACAAAUUGUCCUUAAGGGGAUACACAAUGAUAAAGGAGCUAAAGACAGACAAAGCAUGGAGCUCAAGUACUUCUUCAGAGUGAAUAGCUUUUGUUGCUCUAUGUAACAACAUGCAAGCAUUAAAGAGAAAAUGAAUGAUUUUUUCAGCUGACUCAGAAUUCUGCAUCACUACAAACAGCAUUUUAAUGCUUCUGCUGCAUACUCAUAGUGCAACAAACGCUACUCAACUGAGAUUGUACUGCCCUCAGAAGGGGGUAACUGUGAGUCAAUCUCAGUUAUUACCCAACUUUUACUCUUUCCUUUUCCUGAUUUUGGAUGAUGGGCUGAUGAGCUGUUCUUAUGUCAAAACUGUUGUAUCAUCGAGCCAUGUAUCACAUGGAAAAACCAAUAAAUCAGGGUUACAUAAAA
Messenger RNA from Carassius gibelio (silver crucian carp), 2504 nucleotides. RefSeq names its product intermediate filament protein ON3-like. The transcript is spliced from 9 exons. Gene Ontology annotation, cellular component: keratin filament. Gene Ontology annotation, biological process: intermediate filament organization; keratinization. Lineage: Eukaryota; Metazoa; Chordata; Actinopteri; Cypriniformes; Cyprinidae. Gene Ontology annotation, molecular function: structural constituent of skin epidermis. The coding region runs from base 116 to 1864 and encodes 582 amino acids. The record is from RefSeq and is a predicted model, not a curated record.